CAAAAUACAAUCACAAAGACCGCGGUCAAAAACUGUCGCACGUGUUUAUAGCAUACAUAGUAUAUCUGCAGUGUUGACUGCGGUAAAGUUAUUUAUACUGUAAAACAUAGCUACACCGAACAUACUAUAAUCCUACUACAACUUAUAGCAUUCAUCUAAUAAUAACACUGAUGCAUGUUGCUAAAAGUCUAUGCUGCGACGGUAUUGAAACACAGUGUUAUAGUUAGGAAGUUGUGCCGGUUAUAUAGUAGUAGUGUAAAAAUGUCGCUAGAACAAGCAAAACAAGUUGCCGCAUACCGGGCGGUUGACGAGUUUGUAACUAAUGGCUGCAUCUUUGGCGUCGGAAGUGGAUCAACUGUCGUAUAUGCCGUUCAGCGGUUAGCUGAACGCGUUGAAACGGAAAACUUGAAGGUGACCUGCGUCCCUACAUCUUUUCAAGCCAAACAGCUGAUUGUAAAACAUAACCUGACGUUAGGAGAACUUGAUACAAGUCCUGUGAUUGAUGUCACAAUCGAUGGAGCUGAUGAAGUGGACUCGCACAUGACGCUGAUUAAGGGUGGUGGUGGGUGCUUACUCCAGGAGAAAAUAGUGGCUUCCUGCUCUAAGAAACUCAUUGUUAUUGCUGACUACACCAAAGAUUCCGUCAAACUCGGGGACAGGUACAAAAAAGGGAUACCAAUUGAAGUAGUUCCCCUAGCAUAUGUUCCUAUUCAAAAGAAGAUUGAGGCAAUGUAUGGAGGGGAAGUAAAAUUACGUAAAGCUGUAGCCAAGGCUGGGCCAGUAGUGACUGAUAAUGGUAACUUCAUUUUGGACUGGCUGUUCACUAACCAAGACUUAGACUGGGAUAAAGUUAGUAAUGUAAUUAAGAUGAUUCCGGGAGUGGUUGAGACUGGCUUGUUUGUUAAGAUGUGCCACAAAGCUUAUUUUGGGCAGCCAGAAGGCAAUGUUGUAGAGAGGCAAUAAUCCUCCUUUAUCAAUUUAUAGUUAUAAGUGAAAUUGUAAUUCUGGUUAUUCUCUUAAAGUUGACUCUAGAUGAUCUGUCGUGUAAAUUGUAGGUAGUUGUAAAAUUCUACAUCAUUUAUUCUUGAAAUUUUAAAAGCAUAUCCUGAUAAAUGUAAUUUUAAAAGAGUUACAUUGUGAGAAUAAAUUGUUCAGGUAGUAAU
Messenger RNA from Trichoplusia ni (cabbage looper), 1163 nucleotides. It is a transcript of the gene Rpi, whose product is annotated as ribose-5-phosphate isomerase. NCBI's taxonomy places the organism in Eukaryota, Metazoa, Arthropoda, Insecta, Lepidoptera, Noctuidae. Gene Ontology annotation, molecular function: ribose-5-phosphate isomerase activity. Gene Ontology annotation, cellular component: intracellular membrane-bounded organelle. Gene Ontology annotation, biological process: pentose-phosphate shunt, non-oxidative branch; D-ribose metabolic process. The transcript has a single exon. The coding region runs from base 175 to 963 and encodes 262 amino acids. The record is from RefSeq and is a predicted model, not a curated record.